Didymodactylos carnosus is the source of this 2562-nucleotide messenger RNA. The record is from the annotation of a GenBank genome assembly. Lineage: Eukaryota; Metazoa; Rotifera; Eurotatoria; Philodinida; Philodinidae.
AUGUCGGCAGGAUCAAAAGAAGGAGAAAAAACAGAAGGAAGAAUAAUUGCGAGACUGUCAGAAAGACAAGGUAGUCGAAAUCUACAACCAAAAUCAAGUCUAUUGGCAAUGCUAACAAGAAAAGAAUAUGAUGUUAUAUUUCAUGGCAAUAAAAAGUCCUGUAACAAAAGCGAAGUUAUACAAGUAGCAACAACAAUUCAUACCGUUAAUGAUGCUCAACAUGAUGAACGAUUUUCAAAAACUCAACAUCUUUCACAAGAAAUCAAUGUCCGUAUAUUAGAUGAUGAAAGAAUCAAAGGUCGAAAUACAUCAACUGCAUUCGAUCAACAUGUUUCAUUUCCUAUUGGUAGAACUUUUAAUGAAAUUAGUAUGAAAGUAUUGAAAGCGAAAAAUGGAACCGAAAAAGAAGAUGAAAAUAAAAUAAAAAAUAAAAGCAUAUGUUUCCUAUACAAAAAUAAAAUUAUCAAUGAUCAUGCUAAGCACGUUGAAGAUGUUAUGUCUGAACUAACAAAUGAACGUAAUAAAGAAACAUUUCUCUACAUGUUAUUAAUACCGAUAAGAGAAAAACCAUCAGAAAUGCCACCACUUGAACAAGUGCUAUAUGAAUUACCACACGAACGUCAUAAGUUAUGUAAUCAUGUAUCGAUUACAGAUUCGGUGAUAAGGACAGCUGACAAAAAUGAAGGAUUUUCCAAACCAAUAUCACCAAAAAAAUAUCAUUAUAAUGGACAGAAUCCUGGAAAUGCUUUUCCAUUAUUUGUUUAUUAUCAAGAUGUGAUUAUUGAACUUAAAGAUAUUCAAGUUGGCGAUCAUGUGCAAUUAUUAAGAAAUAAGUCAUUGAAACAGUUAAAAAUGGAAGAAAGCGAACAAGAUAAAUAUGAUUUAUAUUACCAUGGCUAUCUUUUAGAAUUAAACAAACAGUUAAGCGAAUAUCGAGAUUCAUUAUUCAAUACAGAUACAAUAAUAAUAAUUGACCUUAUUGAAAGAUGUAGGGAAGAAAAAUCAGUACAAGUUGAAUCUUUAUCGACAUUUAAGAAAUCGAAUUCUGAUCGAAUGGAAUAUAAUUUCUCAUAUGAUUAUCAAGCACUCUUAUUAUUCGUUAGAUUAUCGCUACAAUCAAUUAUAUUUAGCGACGAAUAUGAAGACAGAUUUGAACGUUACUAUGCAUAUUGUGAUAGAGAUAAAUCGGGCCAUUUGGAUCUUAAUGAAAUGUAUAUUGGAUUAUUAACAGUACUAAAAUUGGUUGAUGACGUUGCGGAAUCUCAUCGGUAUUUAAUACCAAUUGAUAAUGAACAUGAUGGAAAAUUGGAUAAAGUCGAUUUCAAGUGUUUGUUAGUUGAUAUGCUAACUGAAUACUUCACACAUAAUAAAUUAAAUUAUUUUCAAAAGAAUGACGAGAAAGUAAACAUGUCGGAGGCCUAUACAAAUGCUAUUCAUCCUUUUCUUAACAAAGUUAAUAAUACAGUAAAAGAUAAAAUGGAUGUUCCAACACGUGAAGAUAUUGAAGCAAUACCGUAUUAUGUUAUAAAACAAAAAAUAUUUGAUAUUAAAAGAGAUAAAAAACUUGUUCAAAAGAAACAUAAUGAAGCUGAACUUGAUUUAUUAACGAAAAAUGCAUACGUGAUGAAAGCUUCCGGUAACACAGAUAAACAAGGAAGGUUGAUAAAUCGAGCAUAUCAUCACUAUAUAGAGUCAAAAGGAACUAAUCGUGAAGUUGUACUGGCAGUGAUUUCUCUUUGUCUUUAUAUCUUUGUUAUUUUUAUUCAUCCGUGCAUCCCGUAUAUAUCACGCAAACAUUUUACAAAAGACUAUCCACCGUCAACAGGAUCUCGUCCAUGGUUCGUUAAGUCCAUUGAAUUUUCGUAUAUUUAUAUUGGUGGAAUAUCUUAUAGUAUUUUUCUUGGAAUGAUCGUUUAUGCAGUUGUUCAGUAUGGUGAACUAUUCAAUGAAUUAAACAGUAUUAUGUUACGUGUUACAAACGAUGAGCGUUUUGUUGAACUUGGAGCAGCUGAUUACCUAAAUCUGAGACAACCAAAUAAUCUUAAUUUGUUUCUGGCACAAGUUCGUCGAUUAGUAGCAAAAACAAAUAAAAGUGAAUAUCGGACUUGCCUAUCAACAAUUACCUAUGCACUUAUCCUGGAUUUGAUUCUUGGUUUAACAGCUAUCAUUCGUCUGUUAAUAUAUGGCCUUGGUGAAUCCAUUGAUCUUCUGACAAGUUUUUCAUUGAUCGAUAUAUGUAUUUUAACAAUAACGAUCGUUAUAUUUCUUAUUAUUGUUGUAUUUUUUAAUCAUACAACAACUCAUCAUAUUCUACAACUUUUGAAACGAACGAAAAAAGAAGCUGUAUGUGAAUUGUUAUUAAAAAAAGAUAAUACAAUCGAAGACAGAAAUAUUCAAUAUUUGUCUACCGUUAUUGAAUAUUUAGAAGCUGCAAAAGCUAAAUAUUCAGUGAAAUUAUUCGGUUUGAUCGUUGAUCGAGCGCUACUUCUGAAAAUCGUUACAGUGCUGCUUACAGGUGGUGGUUCAGGCCUUUUCUCAUUAUUACAAAAAGACAAAAAAUAA